GCCGCCGCUGAGGAAGCCGUGCGCCGUCCGCGUGCACCGUGCGGGAGGAUUCCGUUCUCUCUCUUUAAAUGCGAAGGUGGUUUAAUAAGAAGGAGCCAGAAAUCCUGCAGCAGUGUCAGCCUUUCCCUCCUCCUCCUGUCACCGCGCAGCUCCAGACAAGGACGGCCAGCAGGGUCUCCAACAUCCAGCGUGUGUGUGCGUGCGCGCGCGUGUGUGUGUGUGUUCUGUCAGCCUGCUGCGGUUUGAGGGAGGACGUUUCGUAAUGCUCUCUAAAACUGAGAGGAAGGAAGGCUGUUUUCUCACCGUCUGCAGCCUGCUCGCCGUUUUCCUGCCGGCGGAGGCGCAGCAGCGGCAGCAGCAGCAGCGGCUCGGCUGACAGCUCUUUCCUCUUCAUUCAGGCUCUGGACGGCUGCACUUCUCUGUAUUUUACCAGCGUUAUCAUUAUUUUUUUGAAUCCACCCUCUGACAGAGGAGCGCCUGAGACGGAACCAACCUUCUCCUCCUGCUUUUUGUUUUUAACGCGAUCCAGUUUGAAUUGAGGAGCAACAGAGGGAUUAAACAUUCCUGCUGCCAGCAGCACACACUGCGUGUGUGUGUGUGUGUGUGUGUGUGUGUGUGUGUGUAAGAGAGAGAGACACACACUGGGCUCACAUUGUGAGAGAGGAACGGUUGUGGCAAGAAAGACGGCUAUAAAUAGCGCAUGCAAUUCUCGAAAACUAUCACAAGUGGUGCAUCAGCUCGUGGAAGCAGGACGGAACCAGCAGCGGCUCUGCCCUCCGCUCCAGCCCCGGCUCGUCCCCACAAGUUCGGACUCGGUGUCUGGCGGCUGUUGUGAUUAUUAUUUUUUUUUUUUUUUUGUCUUCUGGAGGGGAGAAGAAGAAGGGAAAAAGUGGGGGAAACACACGAAAAGCUCCGGAUGCGUGAUGGAUUACGAGGAAACUCCGCGCGCGGUGGAUCGACAUGGAUCCGUGCGUGCCGCUCCUGGCUGUUGACACGGAUCACAUUUGGGAUCGCCUGACCUGGAUUGUAACGAUGUUGUGAUCUCUCUCUCUUUCUCUCUCUCUGUGUCUCUCUGUCUCUCUCUCUCUCUCUCGCGCGCGCACACGCUCGGAUUUAACGACGUAUCUGCCGCUCGGAGCUUUUUAUGGAUGCGUCCCGCACUUCUCUCUGAAAACGCCCAUUUUCUCAGCCGACCAUCCCGACUCGAUUCCCCCGACCCCCGCUGCUUGUUUUGGGCAGAACCCGAACCGAUCGGCCACCCUCCUCCUCCUCUUCCUCCUCCUCUUCCUCCUCCUCCUCCUCCUCCUCCCUGCUCGGUGUUUGGUACCGAUGUAGGAUUUCGACAUGCCCCGCGCUGACGACCCCAAAGGCGGACGAGUAUGACUGCGACGGCGAACUGGGUGGCGAACGGGGCCAGCCUGGAGGACUGCCACUCCAACAUCUUCUCUCUGGCGGAGCUGACGGGGAUCAAGUGGCGCUGCUACAGCUUCCGCAGCGGCGGGGAGUACGGGCCGCUGAUCUCGGCGCCGGCGCAGGACGACCCGGUGCUGCGCAGCUUCAUGCGCUGCGUUCAGGCCAACCUGCUCUGCGUGUGGCGCCGCAAGGUCAAGCCCGACGCCAAGGAGCUGUGGAUCUUCUGGUGGGGCGAGCAGCCCAACCUGGCCGACGUCAUCCACCACGAGCUGGAAGUGGCGGAGGAGGGCUUCUGGGAGUGCGGCCUGUCCUACGAGUGCCGGACCCUCCUGUUCAAGGCCAUACACAACCUGCUGGAAAGAUGUCUGAUGGAUAAGGGCUUCGUGAGGAUCGGGAAAUGGUUCUUCAAGCCACACGGACUGGAAGGGAAGUCCCUGGGAAACAGCGAACACCUGUCCUGCUCCUUCUCCUUCUUCCUCCACGGCGAGAGCAACGUGUGCACCAGCGUGGAGAUCGCCCAGCACCAGCCCGCCUACCACAUCACGGAGAACCACAUCCGCCUGGCGCAGACCUGCGUCGCGCCCGUGCAAGUGGUGCUGUGUCCGUACGGCCUGAGCGGGACGCUCACCGGCCAGGCCUUCAAGAUGAGCGACCCGGCCGCACGCAAGCUGAUGGAGGAGUGGAGCUACUUCUACCCCAUGGUGCUCCGGCAGGACCAGGGCGAGCGGGAGGCGGCGGGCCCGGCGUCCGACCGCAGCGGCCACGUGGCCGUGGAGGUCGUCGUAGGUGGGGUGAGGAUGACCUACCCAGCUGCCUUCGUGCUGAUCGCCCAGGGGGACCUGCCGGCGGAGCAGCCUCCACCUGUUCCUGCAGCUCAGGGCCUCAACAAAGAGCUGAACCACUGCAGCGUGCCGCUGACGCCCCCGACUUCUCCAGAACAGCCCUGCUCGGCGGACAGCGGCUUCGUGACGUCGGUCUCCAGUGUCAACACUCUGGACAGCACCAUGGGGAUCGCCAGCAUCAGCCCAAAGCAUUGUGGGAAGACGCUGACGUGCCAGGUGGUGCACCAGGCCUGGAGGGAGUGCCACCUCAGCCAGCCGCAGCACGCACCGACGCCGCCGGCCGACGCCACGCCGAGGAAGGAAGCGCCAAACGGAGCGACCACGUGGGACUUCAACGAUCUGGGAGCCAGAGCCCCCUGCAGCUGCUCCAGGUUGAAGCAGCAGAAGGUGAACCUGUCUGCCGCGUCCACUGCCAACCCCCCCUCCGGGGCCAACCCGUCCCAGUCCUCCGGCACGUCCUCGUUCCCCCCGUCCGCCCCCAAACACAAGACCAGCGAGAAAACCGACAAAGACAAGCAGUCCAAGAGGCCGGCGGCCGUCCCCUUCCACCACCGCCUGUCCGUCACGCAGGAGGCCUCGCUGGAGCAGGACCCCCCGGGGGGGCCCCAGCUGGGGGGCCUGGUGGCCCUGGAGCCCCCCAUCGAGCCCCUGGCCCCCAUGCAGACCUGCAAGUACUCCAAGCCCCCCUCCAACGGCAGGAAGGGCCCCGAGUCGCUGCUCCACUCGCCCGUGUCGCCGCUCCCGCCCACCCUCAGCCCGCACCCCCGCGUCCAGGACCCCGAGGCUCCGGACGGACCCGUGGACGUCCCCGUCUGCCCGGAGGGGGCGUCGGGCCUGGGCGCCAUCGCCAGCGAAACGGCGGCGUACGCCGCCCUGCUGAGGCAGCGGGAGAGCGGGGCGGGCUGGUGGAGAGGCUUCAGGACUCCCAGGACCGACAAGAGUGACUUCAGGCCGCCUGAGCUGCCGUCCGACAAACUGGAGGAGGUCAAGACGGAGACCGCCGCCGAGGGAGCGCCGCUGAAGAGGUUGUACACUCAGACUCACACGAGGUUCAAGCUGUCCGAGGAGAAGGUGAGAGACCACGUCCACACGCUGGGCCUGUUCCAGCCGCCCGGCGUGGGGCCGCUGCGCGACGGCGGCGACGACCCCUACGACUUCAAGGAGGGAGACAUCGAGUACACCUUCGCCUCCUCCAAGAGGUUAAAGGGUCAGGGACGAGAACCCAGCAAGAAGGCAAAGGGAGAAGAAAUCACCAGCAACGGCGCGCUGCCCGAUGGGAAGGACGCCAUGUCCAUCUUUAACUCGGCCCCUAAGUCAGACGAGUCGGUCCAGGAAGACGCCGCCGCCAAAGCCAAUCCCUCGCUGACCAGAGAGAAAGACCUGGUGGUCAACAUCUCCGAUCUGGACAACAUAUUCGAUGAAGACGAGGAGGAGUUGGGGACUGUUUACCCGAACCAGCAUUCCACUAAAGCCCCAGUGUCGACAGAAGAGCGUCCUGCGGGGAAGGAAGGGCGCGUCGCAGUGCCGUACCCAUCCACAGUAGCAGAUCUCCAGCGGAUGUUUCCCACCCCGCCCUCGCUCGAGCAGCACCCGGCCUUCUCCCCCAUCAUGACGUACCGCGACACGCCGAGCCAGGAGCCGCCGGCGCCCGGCGGAGCCGCCGACCACCUGCCGGCGUUCGCCUCCACCCAGCUGACCGAGUACAGGAUGGAGAUGGAGGAGGGCGUGGCCAGUCCCAGGCAGGACGACGUCAAGCCUCAGGUGGGCUCCUCCAUGUUCGCCCCGCUGUCCUGCCUCCCCAGCCAGACGCUGCCUCCGCUCAAGGUUCCCGAUCAGUGUUUCUACCGCCCGUCCUGGGCCCUGCUGCCCAAAAUGGAGCACUUUCCCGCAGUCAUGCAUCCUCAGAGCGCUGCUUUCAGCAAGGACGGAUACACGAAUGUCCCCAGCGUCAACGCCCUCCUGGACCAGGACUACGGCCAGCUGAGCGCCGCCUCGGCCUCGCUCGGCGCCGCCGUCGGCAUCCUCCCGUCCCCCGCCACCCCGCGCUUCUCCGUGCCCACGCCCCGGACGCCGCGCACGCCCCGGGGCCCGAGCGCCGCCGGCUCGGGCCAGGGCUCGGUGAAGCAGGACGGCACGGAGCUGAGCUCGCCGGCGUCCACGCCGUCCACCGGCCUGCCCCUCAGCUCGGUGGAGCCGCUGGCGCGGCCGCUCGCCGGCCCCUCGCUGCCCGAGGCCCACAGCCUCUACACCGUCCUCCUGCUGUCCGACUCCGUCCUCAGCGUCUUCAAGGACCGCAACUUCGACAGCUGCUGCAUCUGCGCCUGCAACUUGAACGUGAAGGGCGCGGACGUGGGCGUCUACAUCCCGGACUCCACCCGCGAGGACCAGUACCGCUGCAUGUGCGGCUUCAGCGCCAUCGUCAACCGGCGGCUGGCCCACGGCACGGGCCUCUUCCUGGAGGACGAGCUGGACAUCUACGGCCGCGCGUCGGAGGCGGGCCGGGCGGCCGAGCGGCGCCUGGCGCUGUGCCGGCGCGAAGCGUCCCCCGCCUCGCCCUCCGUCAUGGCGCUCCUCCAGGAGCAGUGCUCGCAGCCCAUCUCCUCGCUGGCCUCGCUCCGGCCGCCGCCCCUCGGCGGCUCCUCGCACGGCCGCAAGGCGGCGCUGCUGCAGAGCUGGAUGUCGGAGAAGCAGUGGGCGGACGGCAGCGACGCCUGCGUGGAGUGCUACAACGCCCUGGAGCAGGGCCUGCAGUACGUGGACAACCCCAGCGGGGGCAGGGUGGACGCCGCCGUCGUCAGGAGCACCGCCCUCCACUCCUGGCCGCACACUAACGUGGUGGACAUGAGCCUGCUGUCGUCGCAGGACACGGUCCGCAUGCUGCUGUCUCUGCAGCCCUUCCUGCAGGACGCCAUCCAGAAGAAGAGGACCGGCCGGACCUGGGAGAACAUCCAGCACGUCCAGGGUCCGCUCACCUGGCAGCAGUUCCACAAGAUGGCGGGACGCGGCUCCUACGGUUCUGAGGAGUCGCCGGAGCCGCUGCCGAUCCCCACGGUGCUGCUGGGAUACGACCGGGAGCGGGACUUCCUGGCCCUGUCCCCGCUGGCGCUGCCGUUCUGGGAGAAGCUGCUGCUGGAGCCGUACGGCGGCCAGCGGGACGUGGCCUACGUGGUGCUGUGUCCCGACAGCCCGGCGCUGCUGGCCGCCGCCCGGGCCUUCUUCCAGGAGCUGGGCGCCGUGUACGAGACGUGCCGCCUGGGGAAGCACCGCCCCCUGGCCAGGGUGUCCCGGGACGGCCUGGUGCCGGUGGGGGAGGCCGCGGAGGCGGAGACGGCGGAGGAGGCGGAGGCGGAGCCGUGGCUGAGCGGACCCUGGGCCGGACAGCAGCAGGCGGACAACCUGGGCAGGCUGAAGCUCUACGCCCACGCCUGCCGGCAGCAGCUCGGUCCGCAGCUCUCCGCGCUGCCGCUGGACGCCAGCCUGCUGGCGCCGCCCAAAGCGCCGCCGCCGCCCGCCACCGGCUCCUCCUCAGCGCCGCCCGCCUCCUCCGGACAGCCGCAGGCCUGGACCGCCGACGGGGAGCAGGCGGCGGGGCCCGGCGCCGCCGCCCCGACCGGCGCCGCCGCCCCGGGCCAGACGGCGGAGGCGACUCAGGGGGCAGCCGGAGACGCCAAGGGAGCGACGAGCUCCACGCCGCCGGCCGCGACACCGGCAGAACACCCUGACGGCUCCGCCGAACACUCCCGGAUCGGCAUCCCCACCGGGGCCGACAGCGUGGACGGCCACGCCAACCCGCCGGCCGUCGUCGUCUACAUGGUGGACGCCUUCCUGAGCCUGAGCGGCGGCGGCGAGGAGGAGGAGGCGGACGAGGCGGAGGCGGGCAGCGUCUGGCUGCUGGGCCUCCUCCGCUGCUUCGCCGAGAUGCUGCAGACGCUGCCGGAGGCGCUGCGGCCGGCGCUGGUGCUGCAGGUGGUGCCCUGCGAGUUCCUGCUGCAGCCGCCCGGCGGCGAGCGCCACCUGUACCUGCAGCACCUGCGCUCGCUGGCCUUCUCCUGCUACUCGCAGAGCCGGCGGCUGCUGCCGCAGCAGACGCACAUCAAGUCCCUGACCGGCUUCGGCCCGGUGUCCACCGUCAGCUCCGCCCUGCGCAGCCCGGAGCAGCCCGGCCCGGUGCAGCUGUACUCGCCGCCCUUCAUCCUGGGCCCCACGCGGCCCAAGCAGCCCGAGCCGGGGGAGGUGUGGGCCGAGCCGCCCCCCAGGUACAACGUGCUCUACGUGGGCUACUGCCUCUCCCACGACCAGCGCUGGAUCCUGGUGUCCUGCACCGACCAGCAGGGGGAGCUGCUGGAGACCUGCGUCAUCAACGUGGACGUUCCCAACAGAGCGCGGCGCCCCGGCGUCUCGGCUCGGAAGAUGGGCCUGCAGAAGCUGUGGGAGUGGUGCGUGGGCCUCAUCCAGCGGACCUCGCUGCCCUGGAGGAUGGUGAUUGGCCGGUUGGGCCGGCUGGGUCACGGGGAGCUGAAAGACUGGAGCUCCCUGCUGGGCGAGCACUCGCUCCACUCCGUCGGCCGCCAGCUGAGGGAGGCCUGCCGGCUGUGCGGCAUCUCGGCCGCCGACUCUCCCAGCAUCCUCAGCGCCUGCCUGGUGGCCAUGGAGCCGCAGGGCUCCUUCGUGGUCAUGCCCGACGCGGUGACCAUGGGCUCGGUGUUCGGCCGCAGCACCGCCCUCAACCUGCAGACGUCGCAGCUCAACACGCCUCAGGACGCCUCCUGCACCCACAUCCUGGUCUUCCCCACGUCCGCCACCACCCAGCUGGCGCCCAGCUCCUACCCCACCGAGGACAACAACGACGACAUGUUCGACCUGCCCUUCCCCGACGAGCUGGAGAACGACAUCGGCCACGACAUGAUGCUGAUCACAGGGAACCUGCACCCCUCCCCCACCUCCUCCCCCGUGCCGUCGCCCGGCUCGCCGUCCGGGAUGGGGAUGGGCUCGCACUUCCAGCACGCCCGGGGCCAGGGCGAGCGCCUGCUGUCCCGGGACAACCCCCCCGAGGAGCUGAAGCAGCAGCCGUUGGCUCUGGGCUACUACGUCUCCACCGCCCGGGCCGCCGGCCUGCCGCACUGGUUCUGGGCCUCCUGUCCGCAGGCCGAGGGCCAGUGCCCGCUCUUCCUCAAGGCCUCGCUCCACCACCACAUCUCCAUCGCUCAGUCAGAGGAGACGGCGUCGGACAAGACCAAGAGGACCCCCCACCCCCUGGACUCCAAGACCACCUCCGACGUGCUCAGGUUCGUGCUGGAGCAGUACAACGCCCUCUCCUGGCUGACCUGCACUCCGGCCACCCAGGACCGCCAGUCCUGCCUGCCGGUCCACCUGGCCGUCCUGACCCAGAUGUACAACGCCAUCCUGACCAUGCUCUAGCCCCGCCCCCACCAGGAGAGGACUGAGGCUCCCCUCGUUUCGUGCCUACGCCUUCCCCCCGCCACCAGAGGGCGGCAGAGCGCCUCUGGACGUGGAUGGAGGAGCGUCUCUCCUGGAAUGUAGUGAACCGAGGUCCGGUCCGGGUCCCGGGUGCAGGCUGGACCUCUGGACCAGGAUCUGGAUGGAGGCGGUGUUUCCCCUCCCCCUCCGUCCGGCAGCACCAGCAGAGCAGCGCCGCCCGUCCAGGAAGUCUCCACCGGGUCUUUUUUGUACAGAACUGCACUGUGGAGCUUCAGCAGUCGCUUCCGGUUCCCUUUGUGAAACGGCACUUUCUGUUUUUUCUUCUCCCCUCAGUGGGGCUGUUUAUAUUGUCAGACAUACAUUUACAGAGAAUGGAAGCUUAUUUUUAAUAUUUAAAGCAGAAAAGGCCUUUUUACCCGUCCGGCUGACCUGCCGGGACCCGAAAUGAGAAAAUUUGUCCUUUUAAAUGCAAUUGUAAAGAUGCCAUAUUUAUACAAAUUAUAUCAUGUCAUAGAAUUUGAUAUAUAGAUAUAUCUAUAUAUAUACAUAUAUAUAUAUGAAUAUAAAUAAAUGUAUAUACAUAAAUAUAUAUUACCUCUUCCAAGCAGGCACUUAAUGAUGUGGACUCAGUAUAUCAAAGAAGAUGCAUUGUAGUUUCUUUUUUUUUUAUUAUUAUUUUCUACAGAUACUGAACAUUUUACUGUUUUAUUUAAUUAAAUUAAAUUGAUGCAGGAGAUACAGUAUGCUGUAUAUUUAUAAAGUGUUCCUAUUCUGCUCAAAAAG
This is a messenger RNA of Salarias fasciatus (jewelled blenny), 8477 nucleotides long. Its product is annotated as mediator of RNA polymerase II transcription subunit 13-like. The transcript has 30 exons. Bases 1380 to 7673 code for a protein of 2097 amino acids. The record is from RefSeq and is a predicted model, not a curated record. Lineage: Eukaryota; Metazoa; Chordata; Actinopteri; Blenniiformes; Blenniidae. Gene Ontology annotation, molecular function: transcription coregulator activity. Gene Ontology annotation, biological process: regulation of transcription by RNA polymerase II. Gene Ontology annotation, cellular component: mediator complex.